This is a messenger RNA of Arabidopsis thaliana (thale cress), 636 nucleotides long. RefSeq names its product RNI-like superfamily protein. NCBI's taxonomy places the organism in Eukaryota, Viridiplantae, Streptophyta, Magnoliopsida, Brassicales, Brassicaceae. The coding region runs from base 1 to 636 and encodes 211 amino acids. The transcript has a single exon. Gene Ontology annotation, molecular function: GTPase activator activity. The record is from RefSeq and is marked reviewed.
AUGGUGGACACUAGCUUAACCAAUGAGGAUACUAUAGAGGAGACUGCAUUCGAGACUUGUACUCAUAUAAAAGUUGGAGUUUCUAUGAGCAAACCAUUUUCAAGCUUCAGUUUCUUGACUGUAAUUAAUCUAAGUUAUACAAAUCUAGAGAAUGGAGGUGCUAUAGCUUUAGUAAACGCUCUCAAGAACUCCGCUCCAUCUCUUCAAGUUAUAGAAAUGGCUGGAAAUAACAUAACUUAUGAGGCGGCUACAGCUAUCGCAGUUUGUUUGGCAGCAAAGAGACAUCUGAAAAAGUUGAAUUUGUCUGAAAAUGAUCUAAAAGAUGAGGGAUGUGUUGAGAUUGUAAAGAGUAUGGAAGAUUGGGAGUUAGAAUAUGUUGAUAUGAGCUACAAUGACUUGAGAAGAGAAGGAGCAUUGCGCUUGGCUCGUGUUGUUGUCAAGAAAGGAAGUUUCAAGAUGUUGAACAUUGAUGGAAAUAUGAUCUCUCUUAAAGGCAUUGAGGAAAUCAAAGUGAUAUUCACGAAUUGUCCAAAGUUACUUGGACCUUUGGAUAAGAACGUAUAUAAUGUGGAUGAUGAUGAUGAUUUAAGAGAGAAUGAUGAAGAUGAAUUUGUGAGUGUAUUUAUCUUUUAUUAG